This is a messenger RNA of Cicer arietinum (chickpea), 1233 nucleotides long. Its product is annotated as homeobox-leucine zipper protein HAT22. Gene Ontology annotation, biological process: regulation of DNA-templated transcription. Gene Ontology annotation, molecular function: sequence-specific DNA binding; DNA-binding transcription factor activity, RNA polymerase II-specific. The record is from RefSeq and is a predicted model, not a curated record. Lineage: Eukaryota; Viridiplantae; Streptophyta; Magnoliopsida; Fabales; Fabaceae.
CCUUUAAAACCAUACCAUAAUAUCCUAUAUUUUUCCAAACCUCUUUCUUUCUUUUUUUUCUUCUUCUCUUAAUUAUAUCAAAUGGGUGUUCAACAAGAUUCCAAUAACUCAGGCCUUCAUCUUGUUCUAGGCUUAUCAUUGAAUCCAAAUGAAACAACCAUCAACCACCACUCAAUAUCAAUGAAAAACUAUUCCUCCAACGAACCAUCCUUAACUUUGGGACUUUCUAGUGAAAGUACUUAUUGUACCAACAACCAAGCUCAUAGUAACAGUGUUGUUUCUUCUUUCUCAAGUGGGAGAGUACUACAACAAGUGAAGAGGGAGAGAGAUUUCAGCUAUGAAGAGGUUGAAGAAGAGAGAGUUAAUUCUUCAAGAGUUAGUGAUGAAGAUGAAGAUGCUACUAAUGCUAGAAAGAAACUUAGGCUUACCAAACAACAAUCUUUACUUCUCGAAGAAAGUUUCAAACUACACAGCACACUCAAUCCUAAACAAAAACAAGCUUUAGCGAGGCAAUUGAAUCUACGGCCUCGACAAGUUGAAGUGUGGUUCCAGAAUCGGAGAGCCAGAACAAAACUGAAACAAACAGAGGUAGAUUGCGAAUUCUUGAAGAAAUGUUGUGAAACAUUAACAGACGAAAACAGGAGACUAAAUAAAGAGCUACAAGAAUUGAAGGCAUUGAAACUAACAACACAAUCCUUAUACAUGCCUAUGUCUGCAGCCACCCUCUCCAUGUGUCCCUCUUGCGAGAGGCUCGGCGAAGAGGGUGGUCCGAAUAAGAUCACUGCCUUCACCAUGGCUCCUAAUUCUCAUUUCUACAAUCAUUUCAACAAUCCCCCUGCAGCAUGUUGAUUAUUAUUGUUAAAAACACAAGAGAUCGAUUGAUCGAAAAUUCCCCAUCAACCAUUGUAUUUUUUUGGUUGAGGGAUCGAUUGUAUGUCUAGCUAGCUAAUUAAGCUAGGAAACGUUACGUUGUAGUUAAUUAGUUGCUAAUAUACUAUAGAAAGUUAUAGUAACUGCAUAUUAAAGUUACUUUAAUUUUGGCUUUUAAUUUCUUCCUAUUGUAUGUUUAUAAAUAAUUAGUAUAGAAUAUAUACCGUUCUAAAGGAAUUAGUAUUUAGUACUAGUCUUUUUUCAUUGUUGAUUUUUUGCUUCAACUUUCAUGUAUUAAUGCUGUGGAAAAAAAUGUUGUGAACGGCAUUUUAUCUUGUCCCUAAAAAAUUAUUUAUUUUUUCC